UCUCCUGUAUUUCCAGCCACCACUGGUCCAAGCAAUCUUCAGCGGUGAUCCAGAGGAGAUUCGAAUGCUCAUCCACAAAACGGAAGAUGUAAAUGCUCUGGAUUCUGAGAAGAGAACCCCACUUCAUGUGGCUGCAUUUCUGGGAGAUGCAGAGAUCAUUGAACUCCUGAUUCUGUCAGGAGCUCGCGUAAAUGCCAAGGACAAUAUGUGGCUGACCCCAUUACACAGAGCUGUCGCCUCCAGAAGUGAAGAAGCAGUGCAAGUAUUGAUUAAGCAUUCAGCUGAUGUCAAUGCAAGGGACAAGAACUGGCAGACACCCCUGCACGUGGCAGCAGCCAAUAAGGCUGUCAAGUGUGCAGAAGUGAUCAUUCCCCUGCUGAGCAGUGUCAAUGUCUCCGACCGAGGGGGGCGCACAGCCUUGCAUCAUGCUGCUCUGAAUGGCCACGUGGAGAUGGUCAAUUUACUCUUGGCCAAAGGAGCAAACAUCAAUGCAUUUGACAAGAAGGACCGGCGUGCUCUUCACUGGGCAGCGUAUAUGGGCCACCUGGAUGUCGUGGCGCUGCUCAUCAACCAUGGCGCAGAAGUGACAUGUAAGGAUAAGAAGGGUUACACCCCCCUGCACGCCGCAGCCUCCAACGGACAGAUCAAUGUUGUUAAGCACCUCCUGAAUCUGGGGGUGGAGAUCGAUGAAAUCAAUGUCUAUGGGAACACAGCGCUUCACCUUGCCUGCUACAACGGGCAGGAUGCUGUAGUUAAUGAGCUGACUGACUACGGUGCUAACGUGAACCAGCCCAACAACAGCGGGUUCACCCCUUUGCAUUUUGCUGCGGCCUCCACACAUGGUGCUCUAUGUCUUGAGUUGUUAGUCAACAACGGAGCAGAUGUUAACAUCCAGAGUAAAGAUGGCAAAAGUCCAUUGCACAUGACAGCCGUCCAUGGGCGUUUCACGCGGUCACAGACCCUCAUUCAGAACGGAGGUGAAAUUGACUGUGUGGAUAAAGAUGGCAACACCCCCCUCCAUGUGGCUGCAAGAUACGGUCAUGAGCUUUUGAUUAACACCUUAAUAACCAGCGGAGCAGACACGGCCAAGUGUGGAAUCCAUAGCAUGUUCCCCUUACAUUUAGCUGCCCUAAAUGCUCACUCUGACUGCUGCAGAAAGUUGUUAUCAUCGGGCUUUGAAAUAGACACCCCAGAUAAGUUUGGAAGAACGUGCCUUCAUGCUGCUGCUGCAGGCGGUAAUGUGGAAUGUAUAAAACUCUUGCAGAGCAGUGGAGCAGAUUUCCAUAAAAAGGACCAAUGUGGGAGGACCCCUCUGCACUAUGCAGCUGCAAAUUGUCACUUCCACUGUAUUGAGACAUUAGUAACCACAGGGGCCAGUGUUAAUGAAACAGAUGACUGGGGUCGGACAGCCUUGCACUAUGCUGCUGCGUCAGACAUGGACAGAAAUAAGACUAUCUUAGGAAAUGCUCAUGAAAAUUCAGAAGAACUUGAAAGAGUCAGAGAGCAGAAGGAAAAGGAGGCUGCACUAUGCCUAGAGUUUCUGCUUCAAAAUGAUGCAAAUCCAUCUAUCCGGGACAAAGAGGGUUACAAUAGCAUACAUUAUGCUGCUGCCUAUGGCCACAGACAGUGUCUGGAAUUGCUUUUGGAAAGAACCAGCAGUGGUUUUGAAGAUUCAGAUUCCGGUGCUACCAAGAGUCCCCUCCACUUAGCUGCCUACAACGGGCACCACCAAGCCUUGGAAGUUCUGCUGCAGUCUCUGGUGGACCUGGAUAUCAGGGAUGAGAAAGGCCGCACUGCUCUGGACCUGGCUGCCUUUAAGGGACACACAGAAUGUGUGGAAGCACUUGUCAACCAGGGUGCAUCCAUCUUUGUAAAAGACAACGUAACCAAAAGAACCCCACUUCAUGCCUCAGUAAUUAAUGGUCACACACUGUGUCUGCGGUUAUUGCUAGAAAUUGCAGACAACCCAGAAGCGGUUGAUGUGAAAGAUGCCAAAGGACAAACCCCACUGAUGCUUGCUGUAGCAUAUGGGCACAUUGAUGCUGUCUCGUUGUUACUGGAAAAGGAAGCCAAUGUGGAUGCUGUUGACAUCAUGGGAUGCACGGCUUUACAUAGAGGGAUUAUAACGGGACACGAGGAAUGUGUGCAAAUGCUGCUGGAGCAAGAAGUGUCAAUUCUCUGUAAAGACGCUAGAGGGAGGACACCCUUGCACUAUGCUGCUGCUCGUGGCCACGCCACCUGGCUGAGUGAGCUACUCCAGAUGGCACUUUCUGAGGAGGACUGUUCUUUCAAGGAUAAUCAAGGCUACACGCCGUUGCACUGGGCUUGUUACAAUGGUAAUGAAAACUGUAUAGAGGUACUUUUGGAGCAAAAAUGUUUUCGCAAAUUUGUCGGUAAUCCUUUUACUCCACUGCACUGUGCAAUAAUAAAUGACCAUGAGAAUUGUGCAUCAUUGCUACUUGGGGCCAUAGAUUCCAGUAUUGUCAAUUGUAGAGAUGACAAAGGCAGGACACCGCUUCACGCAGCAGCAUUUGCUGACCGCGUGGAGUGCUUGCAGCUUCUCCUGAGACACAGUGCUGAAGUGAACGCAGCAGACAACUCAGGGAAAACGCCGCUGAUGAUGGCUGCUGAGAACGGGCAGGCCAGCGCUGUGGAUAUUUUGGUGAACAGUGCCCAGGCUGAUCUGACUGUAAAGGAUAAGGAUUUGAACACACCCUUACAUUUGGCUAGCAGUAAAGGUCAUGAAAAAUGUGCCUUGUUAAUACUUGACAAGAUACAAGAUGAGAGCCUUAUUAAUGCAAAAAAUAAUGCACUGCAGACGCCUCUCCAUAUUGCUGCACGCAAUGGCUUAAAGGCUGUAGUUGAGGAGUUACUGGCCAAAGGGGCCUCUGUACUCGCUGUGGAUGAGAACGGUAUUGGAAUUAGCAGCUCAUACCUAUUUCUGAGAAGUCAUACCCCGGCCCUGGCUUGUGCUCCUAACAAAGACGUGGCUGACUGCCUGGCCCUCAUUUUGGCUACCAUGAUGCCUUUUUCUCCUUCCAAUACAAUGACGGCUGUCAACUUCAUUUGUUUAAAAAAAGACAAUUUGAGCAGGACAACCCUCUCCAAUCUGGGUAGCAUGGUUAGCCUGUGUGGUAACAACGCAGGCUCGGAGGACGGGUACAAUGAAAAUGAUUCUGAUUCGGAAACCUUUUGACUUUGGAUUAUAAAAGCUUUUCCUUGGUCACCCAUGUUGGAGGAAGGGAAAGAAGCUUGAAUUUCAGGUUUAUGCUGUGUUCAAGUAGUACUGUGGGCUCGAGCUUCCAGAAGCCAAUACAAAAUAAUCAGAAAGGGCAGCUAGGCUAGAGCUUUUACACGGGUGGGCCCCGAUUGUCCCCCUGUUUUCUUUAGAUAUAAAUUACUGCUCCAAAUGUCUACCUCUCAUUUAAGUAAAAAAUAUUAAAAAUUCUUAUUCUUUAGGGAUAAAAGAAACUGAGAGGGAGCUGUCCUUUAUAAAGAUCCUUUUUCGUGUACUCACUCAACAAUGAGUUCUCAGAAGUCUAUCAAUGUGUCAUUCAAAUCCCCAGAAGCGGAGGGGAAGGGUGGCUAGAAAAUACUUCAGACCUCUUCUCGCUUUGAUGUUUAUUUCCUUAAUAGGAGCCAAAGGAAAAGGUGUUCAUCUUCAGAAAUAAUGCCGGUAAUAAUCUUUAUAAGGGAGCCCAAUCAUCGUAGCCUUUAUAUAGUGAGCCGUUAAAUAUCCAGAAAUUCUUUUGGAGGACUUCUCCUAAAAUUGCCAGAUAAAUGGGAAAAGUCGCUGAAAUUCUAAAGUUAAACUUGCUUUUUUAAACUUAAUCAAGUAUGGUACCCAGUGCUCCCCUAGAUAAGCCUGUGACUAAUAUCAAUUGAGUGGAUUGGACCCAAGUCUAUCUAAUAACAUAUCAGGUAAAAACAAUGCUGUACCAAAACUUGGAGACAUGUGCAAAUUUAUUAUGAAAUUACCCUUUAUUGAUUAGACUUUAAAUAAAAUAUUUUUUAAAACAUCAGGACCAUCAGCAUUGUUCAUUAGUAGUAAAAUAUAAAAUGAACUUCUCAAUCAAGGUCAUGCCAAAUGACAAAGUAUGACUGCAAAAAAAGAACACAGGAAGUAAAAAUUGGUGAGGUGGAAAUUAAAGUUGAUUGAUAAUUGCUUGAUGAUGAAAUCAACGUAGUGAAUACUGUGUCUGCUCCCUCUGCCAAAGCUUCUAGGUCAAAUGGACCCUGUUCCACCCAUGGAAUAGCUGUACAAAAAGAAGAAUGAGACUCUUUAAAAGUUAUGCACACACAUACACACAUAUAUGUGGAUAUCUAUGUCUGUAGUUCAUCAACCAGCUACACACGAGGACCAAAAUGCUUCAGUCUAAAAAUGGAAGAUUUAAAUUGCUUUCCUUCAAAAUGAAAGUGAACUGAAGUAACUUUUCUAUGGCGUUAAGAUGUAAUCUCUUUGUGUACCAGUCUUUGUUGUAUUUUAUAUUUCUUAUGACACAGAUUUCUAGUUGAUAGCUUAACAUUUGUAAUCGAUAGUGUGUUGACCAAGGUUUAUUUUUUUUCCCAAACUAGAGAAAAUGUUCAUAAUAAUUUUGAUGUGUAAAUGUGUUUAUAUUUAUUGGAGAUGAAACAAAGGCUGAGGAAACAUCCAUUGUUUGUUCUCUGUUUUAAUUGCUACGUGUCUUAUUUGGAAUAACAAAAAACUGCAUAGCACCCUUUCUGGGGUAGCCAGCAGUUCUGGGGCCAAGACCAGCGUUUCCACUGCUAAGGUUUGCAGCCAACCCUCAGGUUCUUCCGUGUGUCAAUUGGAGAGGGCUGCAAUGUCGGCUCUCAGUCCUGGACUAAUGAGUUGAAAGCUUAGAAGACACUGCAGUCCUUACAUGCCGCACCAUAAAAGCUGAAGUGCAUAGAAGAUCAUGUGUACCCAAAGAAAGAAACAGAAAUCAUCCAAAAUACACUGAAAAUCUCACAUGGUCUCAGUAACCUAGUGGGAAACUAUGUCAAUGUGUGGGCACAUAUGCCAAAAAGGGAAAUAAAAAUCACCAGCUCAAUUCUGUUUUCCACUUGAGAAAGAGACAGGAAAGAAACAUGUUGCAUUGGUGUAAUACUCUCUGAUACUUUGUAAUUGGUUCCAUUUUCAACUGGGGAAGUUUCUAUUUUAUAGUGUAUGUGAGCUAUUUUUAAAACAGUGUUCUAUCAUAUCUGAUUCAAAUACAGAUACUGUGUUGUAUUUUUUAACUGUAAAAUAUUUUAAUCUUUCUCUUAAUAUCCUGGAUUUAAUUAAAAACUCACGUCAAGUUCUUCAUAAAUGAGAAUGUGUUCAAAAGACUGAGAGUUGGUAUUAAUUUCUCUGAGGAUUUUCAACAACACCAUUUUCUUUUGAUUUUUAGUGUUUUGUUCCCCUUCUUCCCCUACCCUUUUUGUUUGUUUAGGGUUUUUUUUUCCAGUAGAUAAAUUGCUAAUAAGCAAUAAUGUCCUUAUCUUUACCAAAACACCAAAAAUAAGGGAGAUCAUUGCUGAAGAAGCACAACAUACUGCGGUGUCUUUUUCCAGAAGUGAAUGGAAAUCUUGCUCAAAGCAGGAAAUGCAAUGCCUGCUUUGAUGGUGAAGCAGCAAUAAUGGUUUUACUCUGGAGUAACACAGAAAACAAGGAGCAAAGCAGUGACAACCAUGUGAUCUUUUCUUCAUGGAACUUCAUUUUGUUUCCACCCCCACCCCAACUCUCCUACUGAUUGAAGACAUACAAAAUGAAAUUCUGAUCACUAUGCACUGUUUUCACUCCACCCUUUUUUGCCCUCCCACUUACCAAAACCAAAUUUCCUCUUUAAAAAAAUGACUUAAAACUAGGAGUUCUGUGUCUUUUUUUUUUAUCUCAGAAACAAAAUUAGACUUGCAGCAUAGUUUUCAAGGAAAAAAACAGCUUUGUUUUAAAUUGAGAAUUAGUUGUUUUGUGCUUUCACCUGAAUGUGUUAUUUUUAGACUGUAUUUUCAUCACAGCCACAGGGAUCGUGUUUCGUUGUACUGACCUACUUGCCAGUGUCUGCCUAUCCUUGGUAAAACAUACUACUCUCUCCAAAUUGCCUAAAACCUGCUAUGAUUCUACAGUAAAUAGCUCAGGGGAUUUCUAUUUAUCACUACUAAAAGGGCACCAUAGUAUGUUUUGGUACUUUAGGCAGUAAACAACUGCUUGAUUUAUUGUUUUAUUAUUAAAUUAGAAAAAGAACAUCAAAUGGAUUUGCUGCACUAGCUCCUCUGUACUGUUGAGCAACUUGAUUUGCUUAUCUGUUGCAUUGGUUAAAAAACUCAUCCCUUUUUGUCUUGUAAUAUCAAGUUAGAGUGCCUUUUUAUAUUUGUACAUUCUGAAAAUGUUCUGUGAAAUGUUUUGUAUUUUUUUCAUUUGAGUGUUAUCAGAGCAAUAUACCAGUGAGUUUUCAUUUCAACCUUUCUUUGAAUGUAUAAAGUUCUUUAUUCCUAAUUCCCCUUGACCUGCUUUGAAAUGAAAAUGCUGAAGUUUUUAUAGGAAUUAUAUUUGAUUUUGCAGUGCUAAAAUGCUUUCUUCUUACAAAACUGUAAACCAUAGAUCAGUGUUAUAGAGGAAAAGCAUUUUAAGAUAGUGACAAUCGGAGUGUGUAUAAAAUGUAAUUCUAUGGUUUUCUUAUGCAGUGAUCUAAAAAUUCAAUGCAAAUAUCUUUUGUUUGGUAGUUUUGUCUACAUAUUUUAUGCUUUAGCAUGUGCAAUAUAUCUUUGCAAUGCACGAUGAUACAAAUCUGGUGCCAGUGUUAUAUUUUGCAUAACAUAUUUGUAACAGCAUAAAAUAUUGUUUGAUGAUUUUAGUGGGGUUUUGUCUGUAAUGUUUUCUUAUGUAAAUUGGAGUUCAAUGACUGGUAAAUGUCAUGACUGUAAAAAUGAGGAAAAUGACUUUUAGUUCAAUGAAUGACUUUGAACCAAUCUGAAUCUACUCAAGCACAGUUUAAUACUUUUUCAACUACUGAAUGCUAAUAAUAUAAUGGAAGUACUUAACUGUAAUAUAAUAUGGAAAUGCAUUCAGAUGGUUAUUUUUACAAAU
Messenger RNA from Condylura cristata (star-nosed mole), 7069 nucleotides. RefSeq names its product ankyrin repeat domain 44 (gene ANKRD44). Gene Ontology annotation, molecular function: protein binding. NCBI's taxonomy places the organism in Eukaryota, Metazoa, Chordata, Mammalia, Eulipotyphla, Talpidae. The transcript is spliced from 28 exons. The record is from RefSeq and is a predicted model, not a curated record. The coding region runs from base 65 to 3196 and encodes 1043 amino acids.